Molecule: messenger RNA, 2493 nt
Organism: Heterocephalus glaber (naked mole-rat)
Lineage: Eukaryota; Metazoa; Chordata; Mammalia; Rodentia; Bathyergidae
Gene: Mucl3
Product: mucin like 3
Source: RefSeq, a predicted model, not a curated record
AUGCCUCUAGAUCAUCAAGAAAAGACUACAUCAGCCCAGGAGAAGACAACACAAGUCUCGCCAAAGUCCACAGAACACCCAGAAGAGACAUCAACCAUAGAGAAAACCACAAAGAUCUCCAAAACUCCUAUCGUGUACCCAAAGAAGACCACACUGACCACUGAGACCACAAAAAUCCUCGUAAAAUCCACAAAAACCCCAGAAAAUACAGCACCAGCAGCAAUCACAGAGACUACAAGACGUACAGUCAAGGUCCCAGGAGCCACAUCAGGUGCCUCUCCUCAUUUGAACACAACUGAGGUCACCCAUCAAGAGUCGGCUGGUUCUUUGCCAUUCACCACCUCUGGAAUGGACCACAGCUCCAUCACGUUAGAAGCCCCAGGCAGUAAGAGUCACCCACAGCAGAGUAGCGGUGCCUCACAGACAGGCCCCUACACUGGAGAGAAGGGGGCAAGCGAUUCAUUCCCUGCAUGGGCCAUAGUUAUUGUGGUCCUGGUGGCUGUGAUUCUCCUGCUGUUGUUCUUUAUUCUAAUCUUCUUGGUCUCCUUUAUGACUCGAGUACGCCGUGCCCUGACCCGGAACAUGGAGGACGAUGGCCUACAGGAUCACGAGGGCCCCAAUUCCUACCCAGUCUACUUGAUGGAGCAGCAGCAUUUGGGCACGGGACAGAUCCCUUCCCUGCAAUGAUCUUUUAGCAGGCACCCAAUCCCAGCUCUUCCAGGCUCUACCACUCCCCUGGAUGAUGAGUCAGACUCGCAAUUCCUAUUUCCUGGACUCCAGGAAGGGCAGAGAAUCCUGACAGUGGACAGCAUUAAUCCGACAUCAGCCUUGUUCUCAGUUGAAACUGGUUGGAGGAUGAGGUGAUUAUGAAGGGUGUAAGUUCUGGGGAAUGAGAAGAAAGAAUUAUUAACACAAGCAAGUGUUCCCUGGAGAAGGUGACGAUGGAGAAUACGAAGGUGCCUUGCGGACGCGUGGGGUGGGGACCAGCACGGGUGCCGAGUCCUGGGCCGGGGAGGGCGACCCCAGGUCCCACUGACUUGAGAGUGGGGAUUUGGGGAAGCAGAGAAAAUGAGGCCAGGGCUCCCAGCUCCGGGACUGACACAUGUGACUGUCUUUUGUCACCUAGACUUGUCUCUCAGUUCCUAGAAAACUUGCCUUUCCUUCUUCAAUGGAACCAAACCAAACCAAACCGGAUCUAAGCAGAAAAGAGGAUUACAAUACUUCCUUCUCCACUAUCUCUAUUCUCGGAGAAAGGAAUAUCCUGGAAAUAAUCAUAAGUAUCUCUCAUUCAGAUGGUUCCUCUCUUCUCCUGAAUCUCAGUUUCCCCAAAUGUCAGGGUGGGUUUCCUGCUGGUCUGGGUGGGCGCAGGGCGGGGACUUGCUUUUGGCCUGGGUGUCACCCACCCUGGCUGCCUUCCUCACCAGAAGCUAGCCUGGGGUUCAUCUGCCCCGCACCUGUGCCCGGCUCCGUGCUCCCCUGGGCGUUUCCUCUGCGUGUGCUUUAUGGAUUUUCUCACGCAUUGUAGCCUUUCACCUACGAGCGAUUGGGUAGAGAGGAAAGGACAGCAACAGAUCAUUUCCUUCUUUGGGAUUUUUUAAAAAAUAAAAUGCAACAUAUUUAUAAAGUAAGGACUCAGAGGCCCAUCUUUGGGGGAACGGACUGUUCAGCUCUGGCUGGGACCUUAGGGAUGGCCCCGGGGAGGAGGGGCUGGAGAACAGGACAGGACAGUUCUUCGGAGCCCAAGGGAGGACGGCUGGGUUUCUAUUGUAAAGGCAGUUUCUGGGUUUAGAUAAGAGCCCGUCUCAGUUUACUCGUACGAUCACAAAGUGAGGGGGCAAAUGUGUUGUUUAACAGUGUUUAGAUACCCAUUAUAGCAUCUGUUGAGGAUAUAAAGAAAUAUAAGAUGGAGUUCCCAUCCGAGACAGGAAUAUAGGAAAAUUAAAAUUAACCCACAACAGUUGUCACAAGGAAGUGCAGGAUAAAAUAAAACAAUACCCCAAUCACUGAACCCAAUAUUUAUGAGGAGCGACCAGAGCCCUGUUUAUGUGAGAACACCAGCCCUGCUCUGCAACCGUUCUGUGCCCACGCCUCAGUCCCAACGGAGCCCUGCCCACCUCCCACACGGGCCUGGCUGUCACUCUCGGGGUGGCGCCGUCGCAGGGAGGAGGGCUAGGGUGCCACACUCGGGCCUUCCAACACUGACUCCACCUGGAAUCCACCAGCAGGGCCACUGGUCACCAUGUGCUACUUUGGGUGUCCCCUCGUGCAGAAAGGGGACACCUAUCCCAGUCCGUACCCUCAGCCUGACAUGGUGUCACCCGAUUCUCUGGCUCUGGUGGGGCUCCCUCAGGCUGAGGGUCUCUCUGCGUCCCCCUUUGCUGGGAACAGAAUAGGUCUCAGAAAGGAGGCCCAGGCGCCCAGCAACCCAACAGGUCCCUGGGGCACGGGAAACAUCCAGGUCCUGGAAGAGGGCUGAGGAGCCUGAGGGAAGCA